AUGGUAGGAGAUAAAGGUCUUUCCUUGCUAGGCUAUCAUCUAUGCAACUAUAGUGUGACCAAAAAUGUCUUUAAAAUGGUUGCCUAUCAAAAGUCAUAUGAGAAAAACACCUUAUGUGGAGGAUGGAUUCCAUGGAUGGUUUGUCCCAAAACUUACCACAAAACUAAGUAUCGUACUAUUGAAGUCCCUGAGACUGUGAAUUUUACAGAUUGCUGUGAAGGUUAUGAGCAAGUCGGACUCUACUGUACUUUAUCCCUAAAUAGAUCCAGUGAAUUUGCCUCAAGGCCUGGUAUUUGUCCAAAGGAAGAUAUGGAAACAUCAAAUUAUUCAUGCACAUUUGACACCGACUGUCCAGGACUUAAAAAAUGCUGCAACUCAUCCAUAGGAGCAGGCUGUGUUACUCCUUUACCAGGCGAGAGGAACCUAAGAAAAUACUGGUUUAAUGCAUCAGUCCUUGUGAAAAUGGAUUUUAAUGAAUUACACAGAAUAGAUCCAAGACUUUUGAAUCAUUCACGCCUUCUGCAUGCCCUGAUGACUGGUGCACUACAGCCCUUUCAUUCCUCAGUGUACCACAUUCAGACUGCUCACGCAGAAACAUACUCUGGAACAGUAAUAUCUCAUAUUCUCAUUGGAUUAUAUCAACCAGCUUCACUAAUAACAAUUUCUUCUUUGCUGAAAGCCAUUAUGAAGCGUGUGUAUGAAGUUAUCGAUGUAGAUGUACAAGAUGUAAAUGAAUGUUCCUAUGCUGAACUCAAUGCAUGUCCCCAAAAAGAGCUUUGUAUAAACAUGGAAGGUUUUUACAGUUGUACAUGUGAGCCUGAACAUAUGGACACAAACUCUAGCCAUCUGAGUGGAGGAUGUAAAGAGUCUACUACAAGAUCAACUUCGGAUCCAGUUAGUACUAGCAAUAGUUCUGUGUCUCUAGAUAAUUCAACAAUUGUUCUGCCAAAAUCUGAGAACUCUACUGAUUCAGAAUGCUAUUCUUCUGCAAUUAGAAACCAUAGAAUCUUCAGUGUUACAAGUUGCAGUUUUGAAAUAUCCUGGAGUGUGAAUUCUACUCUGAAUCACACUUUCCAAGUUGAAGUUUUCAAGGACAAAGAUAUCUUCAAAAGCAUGGCCACUACAGAAAUGAGAGUGGAUGUGUCUGACUUGGAAGCAGGUAUAAUGUAUUUGGUGAAGAUAAGCUAUGAAACUUGUGGAAAAACCAUCAUCUCCCAUCAAAGUGCUAAAACUAAUGCCCAGAUAUUUGGGAUUACAAUAAGGAUCCUGAACUAUAACUUCACUGAACAACUCCACAACACUAGUAGCUUGGAAUAUCAAGAAUUUUCAAGAUUGCUGCUUACUGAGAUUGGAAACUCAUUUCCACCAAAUAUUUCCACAUUGUACACAACUGGGAAGCUGAAAGUGCAAAUUGAAUCCCUGAAAGCUGGAAGUAUCUUAGUAAGGCUUAGAGUUAUCAUACAGGAUCCUGAAUUUUCAACAGAUGCAUCCAGCUUUGCUCCUGUGCUUUCUUACCUGUACAAAGGUUCAGUAUUUUUGGUUGAUCAGCAAAGCUCCUCAGUAGGAGAUUGGGACGAAUGUGCAUUUCCUUCAGAGAAUGACUGCUCCAUGUAUGCUGAGUGUAUCAACGCAAUGGGCUCCUACAGGUGCCGAUGCAAGACAACCAUGGACACCAAUCCGUCUCGCCCUGGAAGAAACUGUGAAGCUGCUCAAAAACUUAAUGGAACAGUAAAACUAACAAGUGUGGAAUAUGUUCCAGGCUUUAGCAAUGCAAGUAGUGAAGAGUAUCAAAACUUUACACGGCUGUUUUUCAAUGAAGUAAGUUGCUGGAAAUGGGCUAAUGUAGAGCCCAUCGUAUAUAAAUCUAUGCCCCUUAACCUUAUUCAGCAAAUGGAUGAUGGUAUGAUUAAAAUGUCCAUUACCAGUAUUACUAAUGGGAGCAUCGUGGUAGGUUUCAGUUUAGUGAUAGCAGAAGAUCUGGACAUCCAGUACAUUGCCACAGCUUUCCGUGAUGCCUUUCAACACAGUUCUUAUUUCACAGCUGACAACAACAGUGUCUCCAUACAUGAUUACGAUGAAUGCAAGAGAGAAGAAGAUGACUGUUCAGCGGAGGCAUCAUGCCAUAACAUAUAUGGGUCCUACCAAUGCAGCUGUAAUGAAGGAUUUAUUGAUCUAAAUUCAGACAGGCCCGGAAGAAACUGCAAAGGCAAUAAUUUCUAUUCCCUCCUGACUUUGUUGAUUGGUAGUCCUGCAGCUACAGAUGACAAUCCUGCAGGCAGCACAGUUUUUCCUAUGGCACGUUCACUGCCUUGGGCACAUGUAUCUUCACUUGCUGCAGGAGAUUCCUUUGCUACUAAACCCAAAGUUCUGGAACACGCUAUGUUCUCUAGCUCUGCAGUACCGCAGGCCUCCCUAGACUCUAUGUCAAAUGUCUACCAUUCUCCACCAGUCACCCCUCUCCCAUUCAUUGCCUCUGCCCAGAGGCUUUCUAUAAAAGAUGCUGUGAAGGUAUUCUGUGAAAUUGAGAAGAUUGUCAUUGCAAUUCAGAAGAAAUUUCUGCAGCAAGAAUCUAUCCCAGAAUCUUCGCUUUACCUUGGGGAACCUCAUUGCAAUGUGAGCUUCAGCAAUGACACCUCUGUUGUACUGCAGACAGGGUGGAACGAAUGUGCAGCUGAAGUACAAAGUAAUCUGACUAACACCUUAGUGAAAACAAUACUUCGGAAUGAUAUUUCCUUGCAGGGAGUUAUCCACCACUUGAAGAUUGUAAGCCCUAUUCAUUGUGUAUUUCAAAAUGACCUCUUGACUUCAUCUGGAUACACUCCAGAAUGGGUUUACACCAUUUUUGAGGAUUUACAUGGAUCUGGACACUUUAUUACUGAAAUGCAGCUGUUCGUUGGAAACUCUCCAAUACCCAAAAAUUUCAGCAUUUCAGCCAGUGAUGACAUACUGAUUGAAGUAGGAAUUUAUAAAGAGGGAAGCAAGCUCAAGGUGGUCCUCACUGAAUGCUGGGCAACUCCAUCCAAUAAUUCAAUGGAUCCUCUGUCAUUUGUUUUUAUUAAGAACAGCUGCCCAGUCCCAAAUACUUACACAUCUCUCAUUGAGAAUGGGAACUCAAGCAAAGCUCAGUUUAAACUGAAUAUCUUUUCCUUUGUCAACAAUUCUGUGGUUUAUCUCCACUGCAGAAUUCGCAUUUGUGUAGAGACUCCUGAAAGCACCUGCAGGACGACCUGCAACGGUGCUCGAUCCCUGAAAACAGGUGAAAUUAUUGCCACGCACAGAACUUCCUGGGGACCCCUGUGCAAAGCUGCUGGUAACCCUACAAGAAAGGAGCCUGGGCUAGGAGUUGGGUACAUCAUCCUUAUUGUCAUCACUGUGUUUGUUUUUGUGCUGGCAGUAGCAGCCGUUUUAAUUUUCCAAUACCAACGAAAGACUGGGAGAUACAACUUCAGAAUCAAAUCAGACAACUUUAGCUACCAAGUGUUCUAUGAUUAAAUAUUCCAAAGUUAUCGCAUCUGGAACUUGUCUCAUCACACAGACAGCAGCGGCUUCUCCCCUCUCAGCAGUUUGUUCCCAUUAGCCCUUAUGAUGGAGGCCAACAACCAGUCACAAUACUGAAUCCUCCCACGUUAUCAUGGGCUAUAAAAUGCUACUGUAUCUGGUCUUUUUGUCUGCCAGGCUUUUUCUUCAGUGCCCUCAGAGCAUCCCAUAGGUUCAGCUCUAGAUUCAAGCCAUCUGGCUGUGUAGGUCUGUGCAUCCUCAAUCAGCUUUGUGCACAGCAUGUUGCCUUUAUUCUCUACCCAGCUGCAGAGUACCCUUGCUCAUGUCAUGUGUUCUGUUACUCUUGAAAGCUGGUACAUCUCUAACUAUACAAGGAAGCAAAUCAACAAAUCCCUGGAUGGCUCUUCUUUUUGAUUUUCAAUUCAGCUAUUUAGGUAAGGGAUACCCAUAACUUAGGCUUGCAGCAGAAAUGUGGGGGUGGGUAUAGAAAUUGUAUGAAUUGAGAGACUGUAAAAUGGGUCCUGGCUGAUCAGCAAAAAAUACCUGAAUUGCUCCACAAAAGUUUUUUUCAGAGCAAUUUCUAGAAUAUAGAUUUAAGAGUUUUAACAGAUUGAAACUACAGUGGAAGGAAAGAGUUCUUCCUGCCAGUGACCCAGGCAUGUCAACUUCCAUUUCUCCAGGCAUCCAGUUGCACCUGCUUGUCUGUUAUUAUUUUACUAAAUGAAGUCAAAUAUCCUUCCCAUAUCCUUCUCCUAAACAGAGAUCCAUUUACAAGUUCAAGUUCACCUAGAGUGUAGAAUAUUAUCUCCUUGCUUUCCUCCCCAGAGCAGUUCUGUUACAGCUGACUAUUGAUACAGCAGAGUAGCAUUUUAUUUGGCCGAGAGCUUCUACAACUGUAGGCAAUUAGAUUGCAUGCUCUGUAGUAAACAGCAGUAGGCCAGUUUCCAGACUGGGACCAAAGGCCCAUUUACUUACCUAUUUACUUUGGCAACAGAAAUCAGUUAUUUGUAAAGGCACAGAACAACUCUCCUCUGCACAAAGGCAGCAUUAUUCCCCCUGUCCAAAAAUAUUUUAAAAUAAGAUUUCCCCCUCCUUUUCUCUCCCAGAUCAGUGGCACCAAUUUCAGCUAUGUCCAGGACCAGGGGUUGGCAAUCAUUUUGCCACCACAGGCCAGUCAUUGCAAUCCAGGCUCUGCCACAGGCCACCUUCGUGUGCCCAUCCUGGGGAUCAGCAGAUGCUGUCAAAGGAACAGUUAGGAAAGUGGCAAAGAUUAGGACCCUGUAGAAGCCACAUCUGCAGCAGUGGAGAGAACAAACUGAACAUGGCGACCAUGGAAGGUCAUAGGUAGGGAGUUACCGAAUUCACGAUUUCCGUGACGUUCAGCAAUGCCCAUGAAAUCCGCGGAAUCUGUGAAAACGUCAGGAAAAAAAAACCUUAUUAAAAAUAAAAUGCUGGCUUUCCAGAGGGAGCCAGCAGUCCUCACCACACUG
Messenger RNA from Alligator mississippiensis (American alligator), 4988 nucleotides. RefSeq names its product uromodulin-like 1. The record is from RefSeq and is a predicted model, not a curated record. The transcript has 23 exons. Gene Ontology annotation, molecular function: protein binding; calcium ion binding; peptidase inhibitor activity. Gene Ontology annotation, cellular component: extracellular region; cell surface. Lineage: Eukaryota; Metazoa; Chordata; Crocodylia; Alligatoridae. Bases 1 to 3492 code for a protein of 1163 amino acids.